GGCAGCAGUCCCCCCACCUCUUCACACCACAAACACACACAAACACACACAAAUCGUUUUCCGAGGCUACACUUCUCUAUGUGCGUACAUAUAUAGACUUCCCAAAGUAAAUCAAAUUCCCAAUAGCAUAAAUAAUAGCUCAUCUAUAUUUUAGCCAACUCUUUCGUUAGCGUCUGUGAGUAAUAAAUCUUUCACAGGUUUUAUCGCCGCUUCGAUAAAAGAAUCUUCCUUCCUUAUUCCUUAAGAGUCCACGCACUCUGUUUUUUUAUUCACAUGCUCUGUUUCUGAAAUCGAUCAUCAAUGGGGUUUCUUGGCAUUUUCUUGGGAAUCAUUGGUGUCGGAAUUGGGAUUGUUAUUGGUCUUGUUCUUGGGUUUUACUUGUUUAUCUAUUCCGACCCCCAAAACGAACCCUUCGAGGAUCCAAUUGUGAAGCCAAUUUCUGAACUUGAUACAACUAGUUUACAAGAUUUAGUGCCCGAGAUUCCUCUAUGGUUGAAGAAUCCCGAUUAUGAUCGUGUUGAUUGGCUGAAUACAUUUCUUUUGAACAUGUGGCCUUAUCUUGACAAGGCAAUUUGUGCUGCGAUAAGGCAAACAACAGAACCAAUAGUGGCUGAUUAUGUUGGGCAAGGGCAUCGCCCUAUAGAGGCAAUUACUUUUGAGACCUUAAGCCUCGGGACCCUUCCUCCUAUAGUUCAAGGUAUUAAAGUUUAUGAGACGAAUGAGAACCAACUAGUAAUGGAACCGGCGAUUAAAUGGGCUGGAAAUCCGAAUAUAGUCAUAGUUGUGAAGAUAUCGUUUUUGCGCAUCAAGAUUCAGUUGGUGGAUUUACAAGUGUUUGCGGUUCCAAGGGUGACUUUGAAGCCUCUUGUCUCGGCUUUUCCAUGCUUUGCUAAUGUCGUUGUAUCUUUGUUGGAGAAGCCACAUGUGGACUUUGGGCUGAAGGUACUAGGAGGAGAUGUUAUGUCUAUCCCUGGCCUAUAUCCACUAGUUCAGGAUAUUAUUAAAAAAGAAGUCGCAAAACUCUACCUUUGGCCACAAACUCUUCAAAUACCCAUUCUUGAUUCUUCUCUUGGUGCUGUGAAAAAGCCUGUUGGAGUGUUACAUGUGAAAGUGAUACGGGCAACGAAGCUGAUGAAGAUGGACAUAUUGGGACUUUCCGAUCCAUAUGUAAAGCUUAAAUUAAGUGGAGAAAUGUUACCUUCCAAAAAAACAACAAUCAAGAAAAAGACAUUAAAUCCAGUGUGGAAUGAGACCUUCAAGCUUGUAGUCAAGGACCCUCAAGCUCAAACCCUUCAAGUUAAUGUCUUUGAUUGGGACAAGGUAGGGAGCCAUGAUAGGUUGGGGAUGCAAGUGGUGCCAUUGAAGAUACUACAACCAAACGAGACAAAAGAACUAACCCUUGAUCUAUUGAAGAACACUAACGUAACAGAUCCACUGAAGAAACAACAGAGAGGGCAGAUUAUGUUGGAGGUGACUUAUGCGCCAUUCAGGGAGGAUAGUGAUGUAGUAGUAACCGGGACCCUCAAUACGCCGACUAAGAAAGAGAAUGGUGCAGGGUUCGGCGGCGAAACCCCAAUUGGUGCCGGCGUACUUUUGGUGACUGUGCAAGGGGCUGAAGAUGUUGAAGGAGAGCAUCACAACAAUCCAUACGCCGUGAUUAUAUUUAGAGGAGAAACAAAGAAAACAAAGAUUAUUAGAAAAACUCGAGAUCCGAAGUGGAAUGAAGAGUUUCAGUUUAUGCUUGAAGAACCUCCGAUACAUGACAAGAUCCACAUCCAGAUUAUGAGCAAGAGAACGCGAAUGAGUUUCUAUGCAAAGGAAUCACUAGGACAUGUGGUGAUAAACCUUGCUGAUGUAGUGUACAAUGGGCGGAUAAACAAUAAGUUUCAUCUCAUAGAUUCGAAGAACGGCCUGGUACAUGUCGAGCUCCGGUGGAGAGAAACUUGAUGUUACUCGAUGAUGGCGGAGUCAAAAUCGGGAGUGAUAUAGUCAACGUGAUAUAUUUUUGAGUUUUUUUGAAAUAGUGUUUAAGUUGAUGAGAUGUGAAUUAGUUCUAUACAUAUUGGGAAAAAAAUACAUAAAUAUAUAUAACUGGAAUUGGUUAAGAUCUGAAAUUCUGAAUUCAUUUUGCGAUA
Molecule: messenger RNA, 2135 nt
Organism: Lactuca sativa (garden lettuce)
Lineage: Eukaryota; Viridiplantae; Streptophyta; Magnoliopsida; Asterales; Asteraceae
Gene: SYTC
Product: Calcium-dependent lipid-binding (CaLB domain) family protein
Cellular component (GO): endoplasmic reticulum
Molecular function (GO): lipid binding
Source: RefSeq, a predicted model, not a curated record